Messenger RNA from Portunus trituberculatus (swimming crab), 5564 nucleotides. Its product is annotated as gamma-aminobutyric acid receptor subunit beta-like. Lineage: Eukaryota; Metazoa; Arthropoda; Malacostraca; Decapoda; Portunidae. The record is from RefSeq and is a predicted model, not a curated record. The transcript has 9 exons. The coding region runs from base 204 to 1649 and encodes 481 amino acids. Gene Ontology annotation, biological process: nervous system process; regulation of membrane potential; chemical synaptic transmission. Gene Ontology annotation, molecular function: extracellular ligand-gated monoatomic ion channel activity; neurotransmitter receptor activity; GABA-A receptor activity. Gene Ontology annotation, cellular component: membrane; GABA-A receptor complex; synapse.
AUCUGCGCAAGGCUCACAACGAGUCGGGAGCUCUCGGCGGGAGGAGGUGCGUGUCGCGUCCGUGUUGUCGGAAUACUUUGCUCGUGCUCGAAGCAGAGGAGGUGGUGGUGGCGACCCGAGGGUGACCCGUCGGGGAUAUGUAAGGCCACGACCUCACGGGUGGAGCCUCAGCUGCCAGCUAUGGACUGUGUCGCCAGCCAGCCAUGAGGUGGUGUGCGGCGCGACGGGUAUGUGUGUGGCUGUGGAGCACGGCAGCCGCCCUCGCUCUGUGGGCCCCCAGGGGCUGCGCGGGCGGGCGUACAAGCGAACACCUGGACAACGUCACACAGACCAUCGAGACCCUGCUGCACGGCUACGACAUCAGGCUCAGGCCCAACUUUGGCGGUGAGCCUUGCUACAUCGGCAUGGACAUCACCAUCGCCUCCUUCGACUCCAUCUCAGAAGUGAACAUGGACUAUACCAUCACCAUGUACCUCAACCAGUACUGGAAGGACGAGCGGCUUGCCUUCAGCUCCAGCGACGAGCUCCUCACUCUGCCCGGAGACUUCGCCGAGAAAAUCUGGGUCCCUGACACUUUCUUCGCCAAUGACAAAAGCAGUUACCUGCACGACGUGACGGAGAAAAAUAAGAUGGUGAGGCUGCACGGUGACGGCUCCAUCACGUACGGCAUGCGCUUCACCACUACCCUGGCGUGCAUGAUGGACCUUCACUACUACCCACUCGACACCCAGAACUGCACCGUGGAAAUAGAGAGUUACGGCUACACUGUGGACGACGUGGUGAUGUACUGGAAGGAGAUCCCGGUGGUGGGCGUGGAGGAGGCCGAGCUGCCGCAGUUCACCAUUAUGGGCUACGAGGCGAACGACCGCACCGAGUCCCUGGCCACUGGGGUGUACCGCCGCCUCUCCAUCAGCUUCAACUUGACCAGAAACAUCGGCUACUUCGUGUUCCAGACUUACCUACCCAGCAUCCUCAUCGUUAUGCUGUCCUGGGUUUCCUUCUGGAUAAACCACGAGGCUACGUCCGCUCGCGUUGCCCUUGGCAUCACCACCGUGCUCACCAUGACCACUAUCAGCACGGGCGUCAGGUCUUCGCUGCCCAGAAUCUCUUACGUGAAGGCCAUCGAUAUCUACUUAGUGAUGUGCUUCGUGUUUGUGUUCGCCGCCCUGCUGGAGUACGCUGCUGUUAAUUACACGUACUGGGGCCAGCGAGCGAAGAAGAAAGCCAAGAAGAUGAAGGAGAGUAAUGGCCAGCAGAAUAAACAGUCGCCAGCUAUCAAGGCAGACGGGGUGUCGACCAACGAGGAGAUCAUUGAGCUUCAGGAUAUCCGCAUGUCACCCAUCCCAUCCAUUCGGCAGCGGCACAACUCCAAGUUCUUCCCCAGCGAGAGUUCCAUGCAGGACCACAAGUUCCCGCCGUCGUUCCGCAUCAAUCGCAACUACUCGUUCCCGACUCGCUCCAGUGUCCACACCCCACGCGCCCCCAAUAGGAAGCGGGUCAUCUCCUCCAUCAAGAAGGGCGCCUCUGCCAUCAAGGGCGCCAUUCCCACCAUCAAGGACGUGAACAUUAUUGACAAGUACUCAAGGGUGGUGUUCCCGCUGUCGUUUGUCUUCUUCAACACAGUGUACUGGUGCUUCUAUGUGCUCUAGAGGCGAGGAGGGGGUGGUCAAGGCCUGGAUCUGCCCUGCCCCUUCCUCCACUCCCCUCCUCCUCACCCCCACCCACCAAGGUAUAUCUGCUGGAGGCUUGCGUUCCCUGCUGUAUUCCUCCACCCGCUCAGCCCGACGCGUCCCUGCCGGUGUGUUCCCCAUGAGUCGUCGCCUCGUGUCGUAUGGCCAGGAACUACUGUUGUGAUAUGAGCCGCCCCGUUCCCUACCCAUCACCCCGCUCAGUGGCCCGCCCCGCGCGCGCACACACACACACACACACACACACACACACACACACACACACCGUCAGCUCAGUGCUCCCAGUGUGGUCUCGGCCUGGCCUGGCUUCACGCCACCCCGCCCCUUGGUGCUCAGGUCUUCCCGCUGAUGCAGUGAUCAGGACCUGCGUGGAAACAUGUGCAGCAGCAGCAGCAGCAGCAGCAGCAGCAACAGCAGCGAAAAUAAAAAGGUUUUCGCUGUUCUCGCGACUUCAAAGAACACCUGCUGUCCCGCUCUGCCCCGGCCUCUCGUCAGGGCUCACUGCAACACCGCCUGGCCACCACUACAGCCGCACCAGUGUACAGCCUCCACCAGACUCACCACCUCAUUGAAAUUAAAACUCAAAAUCCCGUGUUGUGCGUAUACUUUUUUUUUUUUUUUUGGUACCACUGAACAUGCUUCAUAGAAAGAAAACUGAAAAGAAAAAAAAAUCGACUCCCUCAAUUAAAUUGGUAUGCACUUACUGCAUGUGCAUUCCAUGGAGCGUCAGGGAGGGUCGAUAGUGUGUUAGACGGUUUAACGAGGUGCGGACCAGGCCGUGGCUGGUGACAGUAGCAUGACAUGAGGGCAUGCAUGGAGUGUGUGGCGACUCAGGCACCACAUAAUUUCAACCUGCCAACCAUAAUGCAUUUUGAGGCGCCCCACGUAAAAGACUUUUUCUUUUCUUCUUUCCUUCCUUUUGAGUGUAUAUCCAUGCGUGGUCAGUCAAAGCUGCAUGGCCUCGUCUCUGGCCUGGCCUGACCUGGUCUGGCCUUGCCUUGCCUGGUCUGGCCUGGCCUUGUUAUGCCAGACCACGUCAGCCGUCAGCCCACCAGGUUCGCUUUUCAACAUCCGCCGGAGGAGAGAAGGUAUUCGGGGGAAUUAUAUUGCUCGCAUGAUGUACAUAACAAACACCAAGGAUGACACAUGGAAUUCAAAAUUCUUAGAUUAUCUACAAAGAAUUGUUCAAAGUCCAUGAGCGAUGAGCACUUACGACAGACAGAAAACCAUUGUACUGUCAGCUGGUGACAAUCUAGUGCCGCACCAACGCUAUGUUAUGUACAGACACAGACAUUUUACAGGGUACAGUGUACCGCCUACACACAUCUCGUUUUAUGAAAGGCUUUUAUGAAACUAUACGUGUACAGCGGUGCCAUUAUGGAAUUUGCAUUAUUGUGACUAAUCAAUUGCGUUGCUGACCGUGGAAUAGUUGCCACUGAAAUCAUGGCGGUCACCAUUCGUGUGUCGCGUGGCCUUACUGCAGGUGCAGCGACACGCGGGAGACCCACCGCCACGCUCCCUUCCCUCCCUCCCUCUCUCUCCCCUCUGCUCCUCAGCGCGGGUCUCAAGCUAGUGGUCGACCAGAGAAGAAAGGCAAGUAUUAUUAGCUCGUACUCGUAGCGGAUGAGUCGCCGACUUGUACUCCCCACGGACGCGCGUGGUCACCCUCAUAGCGGCAGAAUGAAUGCUGUUUCAUGUGAUAAUACUCGACGCAGUUUACUCGCUUGCUUAGCCUUCCCUUUCUUCCCUCCCUCUUUCUCUCUUGUCCCUCUCUCGUUCCCUCCACUCUUUCGCGUAGACACGCUUAUAUAUAUUUAUUACGUAUGUUUGGCAGACGGUAAUGCUUCGACACGCUCGGAGUUGUGGUUGUUGCCAAAUAUUUGUGUUCAUACAGUGUGCAGUAGUGUGUUCUGAGAGCUCAGCUGAACCAUGACAGUUGACGAGGCUCUCUUUAAUCUUGUUCAUGCUAAUUAUUAAGUGCAUUUUUUGUCAGUUUCAUGAUUUUUAUCACAAGUACAUUUAACUUCUUCAAUUUUCACCAGUCAGAUGAUAGGUUUAACAAACUAGUGACGCGGCGUCAUUCUCAGUAAGGUGAGGCCCUCUCAACGCUAGCUCUCGCCUCGGGAUACGCCGGCUCUCCUGGUAAGCAGAGGUGACCUAGCUGAGUUGCAUACUGUAAUUCAAAGUGUGGCUAAGCACACACACACAAAUAAAUCACACACACACACACACACACACACACACACACACACACACACACACACACACACACACACACACACACACACACAGUGACCCGCUUUGGUAUCUAAAUACCAACCCGAACAAGAAGCGAUGCAUUCAAUAGCGGCAACAUCUUCCCUGGGCUGUGCCAGGGUUGCUUUGGCUCCCCGCAGCCGGCCAGCUUGAUUACCGUGGCCUGAUAUUCAGUGCUGCUGGAGCUGCCGCGGGGAUUCAUAGCACCAUCUGCGCAGAGGGCCACAGUGGGUGUCACACUCAUCUCAUAGCUCAUUAUGUGUGCGUCGUUCCGGGGUGAAAAGCUAAAUAAAUACAGCAUUGUAUCAAAUGUAAAGGGUCAUACAUCUUCACAUAUCAGAAAUCACGAGAGCUUACAAGAUUAUACAGUUUUCAUAAGGAAAAGUAUAUAAUUUUACCAUAGUUGUAAUUACCUGCAGAGCAGUACAGUGAUAUGUGUAGAAUUUUAUCAAUUAAUUUUGAUGCCGCAUUGAUCUCCCAUAAGUAUUAUUGUUAGAAUAUUCUUUCUCGCUCACGUUUGAUAUUUUCAACUCAGAGGUUAGUUUAUCAUAAAUAGUUAACACUUAAAUCGGACGUUUUCGUCACUUCGCAAGACAUCCUUUGAAGACAUAAGAGUGCGGGUUGCUGGUGAGAGGCGAGCGGCGCGGCCCGGUAUGCAGAGGCUGGCACAAAUGGUCAUGGACUUGGCAAGGUGCAUAUAUCAUACAAGCGUCUACUUCUUGUACUUCGAGGAACAGUCAUUGUUACAAUACAUCCUGCACUCAUAUACGUAUCUCACUCAUCCCGCGGAAGUGAAAGAACGUCGCGUCGUGUGUCGCCGCGCAUCUUGAUGAUGGAGGUAAUUGUUGUUCACUACUGGUCAAGCCGAGUCCAGCGUCGUUCUAUCUCUAGCCAUUCGCUUACAGAUGAUGGACGCCUGCGCGCCUGCAGCCUCCGGAUGUGAACUGACACCCUUUGUUCGCUGGGGUGACAAAAUCUGGGUAGGAAAUAUAUACGGGAACUGUCGCCAGAGACCUCUUACAGUAUUCUCAGACGUAAUAGAGAUUAUAUUUGUGUCCUGUUACACAGCCGUAUGUGUGUUUGUGUGAGUGUAUAUAUAUAUAUAUAUAUAUAUAUAUAUAUAUAUAUAUAUAUAUAUAUAUAUAUAUAUAUAUAUAUAUACACACACACACACACACACACACACACACACACACACACACACACACACACACACACACACACACACACACACACACACACACACACACACAUACUAGACGUAUAUGAUAUGGUGGAAAGAGUUUGCGUUGCAUUAAGGAAUUACUAUGGUUUACUACUAUAGGCUAUAGCUCAGGCCUCAGAGUAUGGCAUUACCCGCUGUAUGGUAGUCGUUGGUAGCCUCUUAUCUUAGUGCAAUUAUUUCCCCAUUCAGGUAGGAAUCAGUCAGCAUAUUAUUAAUUAACAUAAUCUGACUUUGUAGUUUCAUACCAUUUUAGGUCGUUUAUCAGGAUACUGUUUGAAGUGGAAGCCACUAGUUAGCAUUAUGUCAUCCGGUAUAUUUCUUUGUAGAAUAAACUUAAAUGAUGUACAUAAGAUGUCAAAAGAACAGUGACAAUAUACGUAUAAUUUUUUAUUGUU